This is a messenger RNA of Alosa sapidissima (American shad), 1022 nucleotides long. It is a transcript of the gene faimb, whose product is annotated as Fas apoptotic inhibitory molecule b. Lineage: Eukaryota; Metazoa; Chordata; Actinopteri; Clupeiformes; Clupeidae. The coding region runs from base 178 to 720 and encodes 180 amino acids. The transcript has 4 exons. Gene Ontology annotation, biological process: positive regulation of neurogenesis; canonical NF-kappaB signal transduction; negative regulation of extrinsic apoptotic signaling pathway via death domain receptors. The record is from RefSeq and is a predicted model, not a curated record.
UGAGCACGUAGCUGCACGCACCAGCCUAUGGAGAAUUGUUUGGGAAUUUGAUAAGCCAUAUUAGAAAAACAAUUUGGAAGCAUUUAUGAGUGCAUAGAUAUGAAAGCAUUUGGUGAGAUGAUGUUUGAUUAACCUGAUCUUUUGACUAUUUACAGAGGUGUCUUUCCUGCUGUUGAAAUGGCAAGGGACGUGGCAGCAGUUUGGGACAUAGAGUUAAGUGAUGGGGCUUACCGGAUUGAAUUUGAACAUGGAACAACAACUGGAAAACGUGUUAUUUACAUUAAUGGAAAGGAGGUGAUGAGAAAAGACUGGAUGUUCAAACUAGUGGGCAAAGAAACAUUCACUGUUGGAGUGUUGGAGACGAAAGCCACCAUAAAUGUAGAGGCCAUCAGUGGUUUUGCCUAUGAAUAUGCUUUAGAAAUCAAUGGAAAGAACUACAAAACGUUCAUGGACAAUCGCUCCAAAAUAAGUAAAACCUGGACUCUGAAGCUGGAUGGUAUGGACUACCGAAUAGUACUGGAGAAAGACACCAUGGAUGUCUGGUGCAAUGGAGAAAGAAUGGAAACAAUGGGGGAAUUUGCAGAUGAUGGCACAGAAACACACUUCGCAGUGGCAAACCACAGCUGCUGUAUAAAGGCCCUUAGUAGUGGGCGAAAGAGGACUGGCAUCAUACACCUGCUUCUGGUGGACGGACAGCGUGUACCCGAGUUCAUGCAGUGAGCAGGACUGAUUCUAAAUGGAACUUCACUCAAACAUCAUAAAUGGAUGACCAGUUGGAGCAGUUUUUAUGGCACAGAGCUCUCAGUUCAGCUAACUGAUAGCCAGCUGAUGUCAGAUACUGAUGUGCUUGAAGUAUAGACAUUGUUUGUUUAUUUAUUUUUUGUCAUUUGUCAACAUGUUUUCAAAUGGCAAGCUAUGAUUGGUAACGGAUAUAUGGUUAAUGAUGAGCCAUCCAGAUCUGUUCAGUUUGAUUAGUCUUUGCAGUAGGCUAUUGUUAAUGGUGGUGUAGCCUACAUGGUGUA